CAUCAGACGUGAACGCACCUCAGCUGCUGUACGGAAGCUGGUCUCUCCUGCAGGCUUGUGUUGCCCGGAGCUAAACCGGAGAGACAGUCGCACACAACACCAAUGCGAGGACGUCGUUAGCCGGUUAGCACAAACAGCAAGACUUAAUAAUAGCAGACGUGUGGCCUUUAAUUUGGAUGGCUCCCCUCACUGUAUCGAUCGGCUAACUAGCUGUAAGACAGCUUUAGAGGAGCCGUCUGGGAGAACAUUAUUCUGAAGCUGCCUCUCUCAGCGUCCCCCUUUUUACUCUGCACAGUCUCGACAAGAUGUCAGCUUUCUCUGAGGCAGCUUUAGAAAAGAAACUAUCCGAGCUGAGCAACUCUCAGCAGAGUGUGCAGACGUUGUCUUUGUGGCUUAUACACCACAGAAAACACUCGAAGACCAUUGUCAAUGUUUGGAUCAACGAACUGAAAAAAGCUCAGGUUUCACGCAAGCUUACCUUCCUCUACCUGGCCAAUGACGUCAUUCAGAACAGCAAGAAGAAAGGACCAGAAUUCACCCAGGACUUUGCACCGGUCAUUGUUGAUGCAUUCAAACAUGUAAACAGAGAUGGGGAGGAUGGUUGUAAGAAACAGUUGGGUCGUGUUUUGUCCAUCUGGCAGGAGAGAGCAGUGUACGAAAACAACCUGCUGGAUCAACUCUCACAAGUCCUGGAUGGAGAAAAGAAGGCGAGGAAGAGGUCAUAUGAGGCAAUCCAACCAGAUGAUGAGGACUUUGCCACCCAGAGCUCCCCAGCCGAGCCCCCACAGACAGCAGACUUAAUCCGAGCUCUGCAGGAGCUGGAAAACGCAGCCUCCGGCGACUCCGUGCUGCGUCAGCGCAUCUCCUCUCUUCCUGCUGAGGUGCAAGACACGUCGCUGCUUCACAGAAUCACAGAUAAGGAAUCAGGAGAGCGGCUCUCCCGGCUAGUGGAGGAGGCCUGCAUGUUGCUAGCAGACUACAGCGGCCGCCUGGCUGCAGAGAUUGACGAUCGGAGACAGCUAACGCGCACACUAACGGUGUUCCUGCAGAGCCAGAAGGACGGUUUGGUCGAGAACGAGCAGAAACUAGAAGAAUACAAACGGAAACUGGCGAGGGUGACCCAGGUCCGAAAAGAGCUGCGUUCACGUCUGAAUAAUCUUCCAGGAGGACGCUACAACUCUUCAAACUGACUGAAUUCUCUCUCCUGACUAGAUACCUGACUCUCCUGCUACUGAAACACGCCAAACUGAUCGGCCGCUGCUCUUUAUUUUGCAAAGUGUCUGUGUCCCCUGUGUGGUGACCAGUGGUUCUUGUUCUGUUUCCAACAAAUUAUUUAUUCACUUGGAUUUUAUUAAGAGAACCCUCUUAUUUCUCUGUCUGUGAGCUCACCUGUUUGUGCGGGUUGUUACCAGAACAUUAUAAUAAUCAGACACAGGCCUCUCAUGCCUUGGCCCUUGUCCUUCUAACUUUUACAGCUUUAAAGUUGAAUGGAUGAUGCUGGUGUGAUAUUUUUGUAUUUAUAGUGAUGUAAGAUAAUGCACCAGAAUGUACCCCUUUAGUGUGAUCAUUUGUAACACUUUUCAGUGUUUUGGGCUGCUGUCUAAACUUUGUUUUUCAAUCUUUGCAAGUACGUCUGUCUAACUCUAGGUUAUAGAUCAUUGCAGUAUUUGUCUAAUCAGGAUUUAUGUUUUUUGUGCAGUGUGAUAAAGGCCUAGGAAAAAAAUGGUAUAAAUGUGAAACUGUAUUCAGAGAAUUGAUAGUAGACCAUGAACCUGUCAGCUCAUUGAAAUAUGUAAUUAACACUCUUUGUAAGAAGGGUGCAUUAACCAUUUCUCAGUCUACAUAUUCAAAUUGCAUGUAAAUAUGACGGGGGGUUUACCAGUGAGUGCUCAUGAUUCGUUUCCAAGUUAUCAUGGCUUGCCAAAUGGUCAGUCAGAUGUUUACCGGGGUAAAUCUGUACAUUGAUAUCUUCAUGGGUGUCCAGACCUCCACUAUAGGCCUACUGAAAUAAUGAGUGAAGGAGUGUUGUCUUGUUAACUAUCAUACUGUGUCCUUCAUUUAUCUUAAGUGAACUGAAUGCUGUGCAGAUCCCUCACAGCUUCAUUGAAGCCCCAGUUUUCAAAGCCGAAGUUAAGCUUUUUGUUUUUGUACUUAUGGAGCUAUUUCUUCUUAGAACCAAAUAAACAAAAGAGCUACAAAUGUAA
This is a messenger RNA of Notolabrus celidotus (New Zealand spotty), 2204 nucleotides long. Its product is annotated as regulation of nuclear pre-mRNA domain-containing protein 1A-like. The record is from RefSeq and is a predicted model, not a curated record. The transcript has 7 exons. NCBI's taxonomy places the organism in Eukaryota, Metazoa, Chordata, Actinopteri, Labriformes, Labridae. The coding region runs from base 306 to 1190 and encodes 294 amino acids. Gene Ontology annotation, cellular component: RNA polymerase II, holoenzyme. Gene Ontology annotation, molecular function: RNA polymerase II complex binding. Gene Ontology annotation, biological process: mRNA 3'-end processing.